AUGUCACAGCUAUGUUUCUUCGGCUUAGAAAUCAAAAGCGGAAUGAAAUAUAUAACAACAUUAGAAGAUGAUUUGAAGCUUACUCGUGCUGUUAUUAACCCCGAUGCUAAUGAAUCCUCACUUGCUAGAUUAUUUUUCAAAUUAGGUAACAGAGAAGUUCCAUUAUGUCAGCUAAAUUCAGUUGAAACUUCAGCAGAUUUAAAUAUUUUAAUAUUAACAAAGACAGAAGUUGGUUUCCGCGUUGCUGGUUCAACAUCUAUUUUCAUUUCAGGAUAUUAUGUUCCUAAAGAAGAAAGUUCUUCGAAUCCUACAAUAUCUCCAUCUAGUUUUGCCCUUGGUUACAACUAA
This is a messenger RNA of Trichomonas vaginalis G3, 348 nucleotides long. Its product is annotated as nucleoplasmin core domain domain-containing protein. Lineage: Eukaryota; Parabasalia; Trichomonadida; Trichomonadidae. Bases 1 to 348 code for a protein of 115 amino acids. The record is from RefSeq and is a predicted model, not a curated record. The transcript has a single exon.